This is a messenger RNA of Naegleria fowleri, 1992 nucleotides long. RefSeq lists its product as uncharacterized. The transcript has a single exon. The record is from RefSeq and is a predicted model, not a curated record. Lineage: Eukaryota; Heterolobosea; Eutetramitea; Acrasida; Naegleriidae. Bases 1 to 1992 code for a protein of 663 amino acids.
AUGAGCAUAACGACCAUUCAGAAUCCUCCUCGCUCACCACCACAUUAUAAUCUUCAUCAUCAAACGGAUUUGCCAUCGGAUGAAGAAGGUGGUAGUGAUGUGAGUCGUUCCAUGAUUAUGGCUGCUCUGGAACAACACGCGGGAGGAUUUGAAAAUGAGCGUCAAGUUUCCAAUCCCAAGCAUCCACAACAUUAUUUGUUACUGCAUGAGGACGAAAAUGAUGACAAGAAUCUCUUCAACAACAUGGACAAUAAUAAUCACAUGAAUAAUUAUGAUAUUGCAACAUCAGCAUCAACGGAUGCCUCUUCUCUUCGGGGUGUAAAAUUAUUCUUGUCCAACGAUGGAAGCAUUGUGGGCGCUCGGAGACAGAUCGUUUCAGUUUCGGAAAGAGUGGCACAGUGGCUGAGGAGUAUUAAACGAUCGAGCAAUCAAAUUCGUUUUCAUUUGCAAUUUAAUGCAAGUCUUACACUCGGACAAGUUUUAAAAUAUGGAAUACCACUUACAACCGUCUUAAUUUAUUGUAUAUACAAGCUUAUAAGUUAUGUCAAAUAUCACUACUUUAGAGACAAAUCCAAAGACAUUUCUAAUCCAAAUAACAAAUAUCGAAUAUCUUUAAAAAAACUGUGGCGACGAAAUUCGAGAUCACCAAGUCAAGAUUAUCUUGCCGAGUCGGAAGAUGAAAAGAAUGACACAAAAAGUUCAACUAAUUUGGCAUUUGACGACUCAAAAUCUGUACAGACAACAUCAGACAUAUUACUACCUCCUUCUCCUAAUUAUUUGUUAUCGGAGCGAAACAUCAAUGGUGUGAAAGGCGUCAUGCUUCCCUCUGGUAGAUGGCUUUCAUAUGAAGAAUACGGAAACACAUCGAGUAGAACUAGAGUGAUUUUCUUUUUUCACUCCAUUGGUCAAUCUCGAUUAGAGAUACCUUGCAAUGAGCAUGACAGUAUUGCUAAACAAUUUAAUGUAAGGUUUAUUCAUGUGGAUCGACCCGGUUAUGGUCAAUCAAGCCAACAAAAAGCUAGAAGUUUCUUAUCCUUUGCAAAAGAUAUUGCUCAACUCUCGAACAUUCUGGAAAUUGAGCAAUACUCUGUGAUGGGAGUAUCCACAGGAUCAUGCUAUGCUUACGCUUGCGCUUAUUUGAAUAUCGAUAACAAGGUUGUUUCAUGUAAUAUACUUAGUGGAGAAUUACCAUACUCGCUUCUUCCACAUGCUCAAUUAUCUAGAUUUCUGAAAGAUGUGUUUUUGCUUGUCAACUAUGUGCCCUUACCAAUAUUUAAAAUGUUGCUGAAAAUUGUGGCAUCAGGUACGAUUUUUAAUGAGCCCGAAAAAUUCACGACUUACAUUCGUCAAAGUGGUUACUACUCAAAAGAGAAUAUUGAAGAUUUACAAAAUUUUUGUACGAAUUGUGUGCUAAGUUUGCGUGAGGGAAUGAAUGCCUAUGGCAUCACGGAGGUUCUUCGAGAGCUUAAAAUGGAAAGAGAAGAUUGGGGUUUCUCUCUGAAAGAUAUCACAAUUCCUGUUCAUGUUUGGCAUGGAGAAAACUCUCAAAUUAUUCCUUUAAAUUUACUCAAGUCUGCUAUUCCUAGUUUGAUUAGUGACAGAUACACUGAACACAAAAUAACUGACAUUAAGUUGAGCGCAAAACAAAAAUUGUCCAGAAAAAGUGAGAAAGAAAGAUCCUCAAAUUCAGCCUACUCUUCCACACUCACACGGGUUGGCUCAUCUGAUACUAUUGAAACUAUGACAACUUCUGUAACUAUCGAUACACGAAAAACACCUGAGGAUAACAACUCGAACCUGAACUACCGAUACACCAAUGUUAAUUUGCAUACGGUAAGCGAUAGAGGUCACUUUUUCUGGAGGAAUGCAAUGAUAUUCGCGGAAAUUGUGAAAACUGUUUCAGAGCAUAUCGAAAACAUUUAUGAUCUUCAAAAUGAUUACAGCUAUUUAUCAGAGACAACUUCACUGUUCGAAUUUAGAACUGAUUUCUGA